Molecule: messenger RNA, 1524 nt
Organism: Mucor velutinosus
Lineage: Eukaryota; Fungi; Mucoromycota; Mucoromycetes; Mucorales; Mucoraceae
Exons: 5
Coding region: 1-1524 (507 amino acids)
Biological process (GO): response to heat; protein refolding
Cellular component (GO): cytoplasm
Molecular function (GO): heat shock protein binding; ATP binding
Source: RefSeq, a predicted model, not a curated record
AUGGUUUCGAGCCUGAAUCUAGGAAGAGCUACCUUCUUGACUAUAUCAAGGGCUUUGAGAUCAAAGCAGCAUCUUGUCAAUAAGCCAUUGACAAAGCGAUUCAUCAGCACAAUCAAACGAGAUGGUCAUGUCAUUUUGGGAGGCAGUGUCAAUCACGCGUACCAAAAGAGAUGUAUUCACGCUACAGCGCCCACAUCUGCACCAAAAAAGGAUCCUUAUGAAGUUUUGGGCGUAAAGAAGAGCUCAACCGCAAGCGAAAUCAAGAAAGCUUAUUACGGUUUGGCCAAGAAAUACCACCCAGACACAAACAAAGACAAAGACGCUCGCGAAAAAUUUGUUCAGAUUCAGGAAGCCUAUGAAAUUUUAUCUGACGAGCAAAAGCGUCAACAAUACGAUCAGUUUGGCCAUGGAUUUGAAGGCGGCGCGCCAGGUGGAGGCAGUCCCUACGGUGGAUUUGGAAGUGGAAGCGGAUUUCCCGGUGGGUUUGACCCCAAUGAUAUAUUCAGUCAAUUCUUUGGUGGUGGAUUUGGUGGUAGAGCUGGCGGUGGCGGUGCAGAUCCUUUCCAUAAUCGACCUACGCCUGGAGAAGAUUUGCAAGUACCCCUCACGUUGACAUUCAUGGAAGCAGUAAAGGGUGCUACCAAAUACGUCCAAGUGAAUAAGGUGACAAACUGUGAUACAUGCCAUGGUAGCGGUCUAGGCGAGGGUAAAAAGAAGGAGACAUGUCAGGUAUGUCAUGGUUCUGGUGUGCAAACAAUCAUGAUGGGUGGCUUCCAUAUGCAAACUGCCUGUCAAUCAUGUGGUGGUGCAGGCAGUUCUAUUCCUGCUGGAUGUGGUUGUCCAUCUUGUAACAGUAUGGGUAAAGUCAGAGAAAGAAAGACAGUUCAAGUCAAGGUGCCUCCAGGUGUAGACCAAAACUCUCGAAUUCGAGUUACUGGCGAAGGUGAUGCUCCAUUGAAGGGACAAGGUCCCAAUGGCGAUUUAUUUGUUACAUUAAAUAUCCAAGCAUCCAAGGUGUUCCGCAGACAAGAUUCAGACAUUUUUGUUGAUGCAAAGAUCCCCUUCUAUAAGGCCAUGUUGGGCGGUCGUAUCCGCAUUCCAACAGUAGAUGGUGAUGUCGAUGUCAAGGUGCCCUCAGGAGCUCAACCUGGUGAUAACAUUGCUCUGAGAGGUCGUGGUAUUCAACGACUUCGUAGUAACGCUCGUGGUGAUCAAAUUGUGACACUCAAGGUGGAAUUCCCUCGAUCAUUGAAGGGCAAGCAAAAAGAAAUCAUUCAAGAGUAUGCAGCAUUAGUUGAUGAAGAAUACAGACCCAAAGAGGAGCCACCCAUUCAAGUUGCUCCCGACACACCUCCACCAUCGCCAUCAAGCGAGAAUGUGCCUGGAGAUGAGGACAGCGACAAGAAGGAAGGCGGCUUCUUCAAAAAUGCAUUUGGCAAGAUCAAAGGCAAGAUUUGCCAUGAUGAAGAUGAGAAGAACAAGAACAAGGAUAGCGAUCAAGACAAGCACGAUGAAAAGAAAUAA